Molecule: messenger RNA, 1560 nt
Organism: Magallana angulata
Lineage: Eukaryota; Metazoa; Mollusca; Bivalvia; Ostreida; Ostreidae
Exons: 1
Coding region: 1-1560 (519 amino acids)
Biological process (GO): DNA integration
Molecular function (GO): nucleic acid binding
Source: RefSeq, a predicted model, not a curated record
AUGGCACCGAAGCGACUACAGGACAUCAUGAUGAGAUGGAACCGGUACGAUUUUAACUUUGUGUAUGUCAAGGGAACUAACCUUACAAUUGCAGAUACGUUGAGUCGCGCAUAUCUGAAGAGUGAGGAAGGUAAUUUUAGUGAGAGACUAAGAAUCAUGGCAUUGAAAAGUGACGAACCAUGUGACAUUCCUGAUGCUCGACUUAGUGAAAUAAAAGAAGCAACAGAGAGUGACGAGGAAAUGCAAAUUCUCAAGGAAACUGUGAUGAACGGGUGGCCGGAGCAGAAACAAGAAACGCCACAGAGAAUUCGCCAUUAUUUUGACUUUAGAGACACUAUAUCAUACAGUGAUGGACUUAUGCUCAAAGGGGAAGCUGUAAUAAUCCCUAAAUCUUUGAGGAGUGAAAUGAAGGCCAGACUUCACAAGGCUCACUUUGGAUAUGAUAGCAUGCUGAGAAGGGCAAGAGGAACAAUAUUUUGGCCAGGAAUGAAUUCAGACAUCAAGCAGUUGGCUGAUUGUUGCUCAAUAUGUCAAGAGAGAAAACCAAUGAACCAAAAUGCUCCAUUGAUGCAGCAUGCAGAAGGAUCUACUCCAUGGCAGAAAAUAGGACUUGACCUGUUUGAGCUGAAUGGAAAGCAUUAUUUGAUUGCAGUUGACUAUUUUUCUAGUUUCAUCGAAAUCGACUUGCUAACAUCUUUGACAAGCUCCAGAGUAAUAGCUUUACUCAAGAAACAAUUUGCUCGAUUUGGAAUUCCAAAUGUAAUCAUGUCUGAUGGAGGACCACAGUUCGUAAGCCAAGAAUUCCAAGAUUUUGCAAAGAAGUGGGGUAUAACUCACAUGACAUCAUCGCCUAUGCAUCAACAAGCCAAUGGCAAGGCCGAGUCAGCUGUAAAAAUCAUGAAGACUUUGUUAAGAAAAUGUGAAGCGGAGAAGACUGAUCCUUAUGAAGCAAUUCUUGAACAAAGAAAUACACCAAAACAGGAUACUGGUAUUAGUCCUGCAGAAAUCAUGUUUAACAGAAAAGUGCGUGGCAUGAUUCCACAUUUUCCACAGAAACUGGAGAAACCAGAAAGUGAUGCAUUCAUCAGGAAGAGGAAUCAGCGCAGACAGACAGUAAAGAAAUCGUUUGACAAGAAGUCUCGCGAGCAGAGUGAAUUGGACGUUGGUCAAGCAGUAUUCUUCCAGCAUCUAGAGGGACGCAACUGGAAACUCGGAAAGAUCAAUGGUAUUCUUGGACCAAGGACAUACACUGUCAAGGACCAGAACGGAACCACUUAUCGUAGAAACAGAAUUCAUUUGCGACCUACCACAGUUAAUUUCUAUAGUCGUGACCGCUCACCGAUGCGUUCAGUCCCAGAUGAUGAUACAGAGGGCAUACAGAGACACUUUGUAACAGACUCUAAGCCAGUGAACAAUCCGAACUCUACUGUUAGCGGAAGCGCACCAGAAACACCGUCCGUUGAACUUACCGUACCAACGCAAAAUGAACCACUCCGUGAAGGAAGACCUGUUCGCGAAAGGAGAAAACCAGCCUAUCUGAAAGACUAUAUUACUGGUUAA